This is a messenger RNA of Pollicipes pollicipes, 3903 nucleotides long. RefSeq lists its product as uncharacterized. The record is from RefSeq and is a predicted model, not a curated record. Gene Ontology annotation, cellular component: microtubule plus-end; actin filament; stress fiber. The transcript is spliced from 9 exons. Gene Ontology annotation, molecular function: metalloendopeptidase activity; actin filament binding; microtubule binding. Gene Ontology annotation, biological process: protein localization to microtubule plus-end; actin crosslink formation; microtubule bundle formation. Bases 1 to 3903 code for a protein of 1300 amino acids. NCBI's taxonomy places the organism in Eukaryota, Metazoa, Arthropoda, Thecostraca, Pollicipedomorpha, Pollicipedidae.
AUGUCGGCCGUGGCGACGUCGCCCCAUGCCGAGGCGGCGGACAGGAGCGGAGACGGCAUCAUGCCGCUCGAGCCGCGGCCGUUCCGGCCCUUCAAGACGUCCGAGGAGUACCUGUACGCCAUGAAGGAGGACCUGGCGGAGUGGCUCAACAUGCUGUACGUCCUGCGCAUGACGGCGGAGAACUUCAUGGAAGUGCUGGAGACAGGCGUCGUCCUCUGCGAACAUGCCAACAGUGUGCGCCUGUACGCCGACCAGUUCCAGUCGGGCCACCUGGCGCGCAGCGGUCGCCGCUUCUCCGUCGGCUUCCACGUGCCCAGCUGGGAGGUCAACUACAACCGACAGGCGCGCGCCGGCUCAUUCUUUGCGCGCGACAACAUCUCAAACUUCAUCCGCUGGUGCAAAGAGCUGGGCGUGCUCGACUGCCUCAUGUUCGAGACCGAGGACCUGGUGUCGCGCAAGAAUGAGAAGCACGUGAUUCUGUGCCUGCUGGAGAUUGGUCGGCGCGGAGCCAAGUUCGGCAUGGCAGCGCCCAUGCUGGUGCAGUUCGAGCAGCAGAUCGACCGGGAGAUCGCCGAACCGUUCUACGCGACGCUGGUGGUGCCACCCGCGGAGGAGGCUGGCCUGUCUCCCGACAACAGGCAGCUCUCGUUCGUCGCGCAGGGCAGCCUCUACAACCUAACGCUGCAGCCUGCACCGUCCUUCGUCGACCCGGACUUUCUCGUGCUUCACCGCUACGAGAACUUCACCUCGAUCGCGCGCGCCGGCGGCGGCCGAUCGGGGUCAUGUUUCUACUGGGGCGAGCUGGCGCGUGAUCCCGACAGUGACCCCGAGGCUGACCUGGACCGGAGUUCAGACCCGGGCAGUGACCCUAAGGGUGACCUGGACCGGAGUUCAAACCUGAGCGGUGACCCUAAGGGUGACCUGGACCGGAGUUCACACCCGGACGGUGACCCCAAGGGUGACCCGGACCGGAGUUCAGACCUGGACCGUGACCUGGGUCGUGACACCAGUGGUGAAUCGAGCUGUGAUCCCGACUGUGAGCCGGACGGAAGCGAGGAGCGUAACGAGGACCGUAGCCCGGAGGCUGAAGAGGAUGUGAGAGAGGACCGCACCGGCCGGCCUCGCCGCGCCGUCGCUCGUCACCAGCUGACCAUCGAGCUGGCCGUGUUCGUCGACCUGGCGCUGCAGAAACAGAUGAAGGACCUGUAUGGCGAGCACACCGACAACGAGAUCACCCGCUUCGUGAUGGCCAUGGUGAACGCCAUGGAGCUGCUGUACGACGACUCGUCGCUGGAGCGCAAGAUCCGCUUCGUACUGAAGCGGCUGGAGCUGCUGGAGACGGCUCCUGCCGAGCUGGAGCAGCAGCGCGACAUCAACGCCUUCCUCACGAGCUUCUGCAAGUGGCAGCAGCGGCACAACCCAGCGGCGGACGAGGAUCCGCUGCACUGGGACCACGCCGUGCUGCUGACGGGGGUGGAUCUCUUCACGGCGGCCAAGACGGCCAACAAGCGCGAGGUCAACCGGCAGGUGGUGGGCUUCGCGCCCGUCGGCGGCAUGUGCACCGCCGCCAGCAGCUGCACCGUCAACGAGGGCAAGGACUUCGAGUCGGUGUACAUCGUGGCGCACGAGAUCGGCCACAGCCUGGGCAUGCACCACGACGGCCAAGGCAACGCCUGCAACGAGGAGGACCACAUCAUGUCACCGACGCUCGGCACCGGCAAGAACACGUGGUCCACGUGCAGCCGCGACUACCUGGACCGGUUCGCGGCUGCGCGGCAGGCCGACUGCCUGCGCGACUGGAGCCUGGGCGGGGGGUUCGCGGCGCAGCGGCCGUCCUCGCUACCCGGCGAGCGCAUCGGCGCUGACGAACAGUGCCGGCUCAAGUACGGGCCGAGCAGCGCGCGCGCCCGCGAGCAGCCGCUGAGCGAGGUGUGCGUCAACCUGCACUGCAAGUACGACCACCACCGCUGGACCAGCCACCCGGCGCUGGAGGGCACCGCGUGCGGCUACGACACGUGGUGUCGACGCGGCCAGUGCGUGGCACGCGAUGCCGCCGGCAGCGCUGCGCCCUCGGCGCCAGCCGAUGGCGGCUGGAGCCAGUGGAGCGAGUUCUCACCGUGCGCCAGCUCGUGCCUGUACGGCGCCGACGGCUCGCUGGCGGCGGGCAGCGCCGGCGUGCGCGAGCGCUUCCGCCGCUGCAACAGCCCGUACCCGCGCAACGGCGGCACAGAGUGCACCGGCGGCGCGCGCCAGUACGAGACGUGCGACGCGACGGCACUGUGCGCGCGCGCCGGCCGCCGCACUGUCACAGAGUACGCGCAGGAGAUCUGCGCCAAGGCGGCGCGUGGCGACCGCAAGCUGUCCGGCCGCGGCAUCAGCCGCGUCACCAGCAACGCCUUCGACGCGUGCAACAUCUGGUGCGAGCGGCGCGACGCCGGCUUCGAGCGGCACCGCCAGUCGUUCCCCGACGGCGUGCGCUGUGCCACGCGCCACACGACCGGCCUGCGGCCGCAGCACUGCGUCGACGGUCGCUGCCAGGAGUUCGCCUGCGACGGCGACUCGCUGUUCGCGGCCGGCGCCGACCCGGUCGGCUGGGCCGCCUGGCGCUCCUACUCCCGCUGCCGCUUCAGCUGCACGGCGCCGGCUGAGGGUCUGGAGUUGGUGCAGCGGCGCUGCCGGCGCGCGCCCUGCCGCGGCCUGCACAAAACGGUGCGCCACUGCGCGCCGCAGCUGGAUGGCACCGACUGCGUGUCGCUGCGCACGCCGUUUGAGUACGCCACAGACGUGUGCCAGCGCUACCGCGAGAAGCUCAGCCUGAGCCAGCUCUCGGGCAUCGGCAUGCAGCUGGCGGCGUCGGCCGAGGACCCCGACCGGCCCUGCACGGUCACCUGCCAGGACCGCGACGCCUCGCUGCGCUUCUACCGCGUCAAGGGCCGCGAAGGCUGGUUUCCGUCCGGCAUGGACUGCGCGCGCGGCCGCGAGCAGCGCACCGCCUUCUGCCUCAGCGGCAAGUGCGUCGACUUCGGCGGCGACGGCACACCGCUGCACGACUCCAAGUACGACUACGCCUUCCUCUUCGAGUCCAGCUUCCGCUUCCACCGCGUCAUCCGCGCGCUGCGCAACGGCACGGUGCCGCGACGCGGCAGCGUCGACCGCGCCUUCAUCGAGAGCGUCAUCGCCGAGCUGCGGCUGCAGGAAGGCAGCGGCGCCGCGGUGCCACCGGCUCAGCGCUCGCGAGACAUCAGCGCCGACGACAUCGACAUGGGCAACCCGCUGCUGCUGACCGAGCUGCCAGCCGACUUCCCGGCGCCGCCGCUGGCGCCCGUGGGCAACGAGCUCGGCCACGCCUUUGCGCUGGGCGAGCCCGGCCGGCGCGUUCGCGACCUGGUGGAGCGGUGCUCCUGCCCCAGCCAGUUCCCCAUGAUCCGCGUCUCCGAGGGCAAGUACCGCAUCGGCGACACCAAGACGCUCAUCUUUGUGCGGAUUUUGCGCAACCACGUGAUGGUUCGGGUCGGCGGCGGCUGGGACACGCUCGAGCACUACCUGGACAAGCAUGACCCGUGCCGGUGCAAAGCAGGGCACCGCACCGCGAUCGCGUCCAGGCUGUUCAUGAAGAGCGGGCCGCACGACGGCGAGCGCCAGCUGUCCGGGGUCAAAUACGAACGACUGAACGACAGCGACGCCGACGCCUCCAGCCCGGCGACGGCAGCGGCGCGGACGCCCAUCAGCCACCGCAGCUCGCCAGCGCCCAAGCGCCGCUCCGCACACACGCCGCCCGGCAAGCGGCUGUACGAGGAAGCGUCGGGCGACUCCAGCUCCGAGGUCUCCGACGAGGGCUACCGCUCGCAGGGGCCCUGGAAGCUGGCCACCGGGCUCAAGGAGUCCGAGCACAUGGGUACGUAA